Molecule: messenger RNA, 1848 nt
Organism: Paralichthys olivaceus (Japanese flounder)
Lineage: Eukaryota; Metazoa; Chordata; Actinopteri; Pleuronectiformes; Paralichthyidae
Source: RefSeq, a predicted model, not a curated record
UCUGGAUGUUUUUUAAAUCAGGAGGCGAUUGAGAGGAAAGAGAAGCGAGCGAGACGUUUCCAUUUCCAUAGUGAGGAGAGCGACAGACAGAGGAACGUCUUUCUCGACAAAGACAUCAUGAAGAAAGCCAUCCCCAGACUGCGCAUGGAGGCGAUCUAUGUGACGGGCGUGGACGACAUGAGCACGCAGGACGUCUUCGGAUAUUUUAAAGAAUAUCCUCCGGCACACAUCGAGUGGAUCGAUGACACUUCCUGUAACGUGGUUUGGCUGGACGACAACACACCCAUUAGAGCCCUCAUUAACACCAGCCGGAUGCCGGACCCAGAGGCUGUUACCACGGAGACAGAGGGCACCAAAGAGCCGGGUGAGCAGAGCGAAGGUCACCAGGGUCAGGGGUCAGAUGAAGAGGAGGAGGGUGAGGUGGAUGAGGAUGAGACGGUGAAGAAGAGCGGCGAGGACAUCGAGGGGAAAGACAGCGACAGAGAGGUGGAGCAGAAGACAAAGACGGAGGGGGAUCAGAUGGACGACCUAUCAGGACCAGAGCGAGAGUCUCUGCUGAGAAAUGACCUGCGGCCGGCGAUCAAACCGUUUAAAGGAAACAAACUCCUCCUGCGCUUCGCCACACAAGAAGAUAAGAAGGAGCUGGGCGCCGCUCGCCGCAGCAGGUACUACAUGAAGUACGGAAACCCAAACUACGGAGGCAUGAGGGGAAUCCUGAGCAACUCCUGGAAGCGGAGGUUUCACAACCGGCGAAUCCAGCGAGACGUCAUCAAGAGCAAAAAGCCUCUGAUCGGAGACAGCAUGGGACACACGCCGCCGUACACGCACCGACACUCAGCUGACCUGGUCAACCUGCCAGAGGAGCCAAUCAAAGAAGAAGAAGAGGACGAGGAAGAAGACGAGGACUACGGUGGUGACGAGGACAUGGACUCAGAUGACAGGGUGGUGGAGUACAAAGAGCGAGGAGAAAGGAGCGCCGGCUUGCGCUCGCCAGGGGCGGUGCUUCGUAGCCGGACGGAACGCUCUCCAUCUCCCUGGUCGGAGUCGGACGAGAUGGAUUACGACCUGGAGCUGAAGAUGAUCUCCACGCCGUCGCCAAAGAAGAGCAAGAAGAUGACUAUGUACGCGGACGAGCUGGACACUCACCUGAAGAGCAUCCGAAACCGUCUCGGGGGGGCAGGAUCUCAGAGCAGGACCAAAUCCCCAUCGCCCCCUAAAGUGACGGACGUGCGACAGCUGCUGGAGGAGAAGAAGAGACAGGGACAGAGACAGGGACAGUCCCCUCCGGCGGCCAGCGGAGGAAAAACAGACGUUCGACAGAGACUGGGCAAGAGACAACGCUCCCCCUCCCCCGUCUCCCCCAGAGACACUCCCCCGACCAGAGAAUCAGCCAGAGACAUCCACCGCAGACUGGGCGUGGCCAGUCAAGAAACCAGAAGCCUGUUCUCCAACUCAUCCAAGGGCAGGAAGACAAGUGGCCUGUGGAGCAGACUCGGAUGCGCGGAUGAUGACAGCGGAGCCGGACGUCACGACCACAAACCGAGCAGUCGGUCACCGGGGCUGUUCUCCUCGUCGUCUGGGCGGGGCGGCGAUGGUGGUCAGGUGAGCCGAGGCGACGGAGGGAAGGAGGACAAGGAGGAGACGGAAGAAGACGACUCAGCGCUGCAGAAGGUGUGGGGCGCCAUGAUCAAACAGAAACAGGAGCGACUCUCCCACAAGAUGAAGAAGAGCAGACUGGACAACCUGCCGUCGCUGCAGAUCGAGAUCAGCCGCGACAGCAGCGACGACUCCGACGCCUGAACCUGGGGGGGGGGGCACCUUCGUCUUUUGCGAUUCAUAGAAACGAUU